AUGAGAUUGAUCGUUAGAGUUGCUAACGAUCCUAUCCAUCCGAACUCGAUCCGGUCUAUAUCGAGAUUGGACCGACUUUUAAAUGAAAGCGAUACGAGACCGAUUGAGGAAGAACUGGUUUACUCCACAACCGAAAUUAUUGAAUUUCAAGUGGAAGAAAAGGUUAUUGCGAUAGACAAUUUUCUUUUUUUGUCGGUUCUCUUAUCAACAACGCCUGAUAUCGAACAAACUACAACCAUAGUAGUUUGCGGUCUUGGUAUGGUCGGCUUAUCAUUCAUCGAAAAAUUAUUAAAAUAUGACAAAAAAAAUCAAUUUAGAAUAGAAACUUUUUGCGAAGAACCUCUAGAGGAAGAACGAAUGUUAAUACAGCCUAAAAGCUGGUAUUCAAAGAAUAACGUGAUCGUUCACACAAAUGAAAAGGCAACCCAUAUCGACACUACUACAAGAUGUGUAAUCUCAGCAAAUGGAUUGUCCGUGCCAUAUGACACGUGCAUUCUGGCCACAGGAUCUUAUGCUUUUGUACCGCCGAUCCCCGGUUCGGAUCGACCGGGAGUAUUUGUAUACCGUACCAUCAACGAUUUAAACGAAAUCAUAAGUUACAGCAAAAAAUCGAAGCGUGGCGCCGUAAUCGGGGGUGGUUUACUUGGUCUUGAAGCCGCCAAAGCUUUAGCGGAUUUGGGAGUGGAGGUCACGAUAAUUGAAAGGUCUCAAUUGUUGACAAGACAAUUGGAUUCUGUUGCCGGAAAAAUGCUUCGAAGCGAAAUCGAAAAGCUUGGAAUUAGGUGUUUAAUUGGCUCUCAACCAAGAGAGAUCAUCUCUGAUGAUGAAGGAAAGGUUUCGGGUGUUCGAUUUGAUGACGAAACGGUUCAAUUGGAUAUAGUGAUCAUUGCAACGGGCAUUCGUCCGCGUGACGAACUUGCCAAAGCAUCGGGAAUUUCAACACACAAACAUGGAGGCGUUUUUGUUGAUGACCGUUUACAAACUAGUGAUCCUAAUGUUUAUGCAAUUGGUGAAGUCGCUUUGUACGGUGGUAUGAUUUAUGGACUUGUUGCGCCCGGUUAUGAUAUGGCUGAUGUUAUUGCAAAUAACUUGACAGGUGGUGAUAAACGAUUCUUGGGAGGAGAUAUGUCAAGUAAACUUAAACUUUUGGGAGUACAUGUGGCUAGUUUUGGUGAUUAUUUCGCCGGUGAGGAUACGGCGAUGCCUUUGGUGUACAACGAUCCUUUUGGCUCGGUUUAUAAGAAGCUUUUAUUCUCAAAAGAUGGCAAGUACUUGAUUGGUGGUAUCUUAGUCGGUGAUACUGAUGAUUAUGCCAAACUUCACGCUCUUAUGAAAUCAAAGAAAGUCUUAACCACCCCUCCUGGUGAACUUAUCCUUGGUGUUAAAAACGGACAGGCUCCAGGUGCAGAUGAACUCCCCGAUGAAGCCCAAGUUUGUUCGUGUAAUAAUAUAUCAAAAGGUCAAAUUCGAGAAGCUGUUAAAAACGAUGGAUGUUGUUCUGUUGGUCAAGUUAAAUCAUGUACAAAGGCCGGUACGGGCUGUGGUGGAUGUAUUCCGACCAUUACGGAAAUUUUCCAAGCUGAAAUGAAAGCGUUGGGUCACGUGGUUACAAACGCUCUUUGUUCCCAUUUCAGCUUAACGCGCUCUGAAUUAUUCCAAGUCAUCAAGAUUAGGAAAUUGACAACCUUUAAAGAAAUCAUCGAAAAGGUUGGUAAAAAAGGAACUCAUGGAUGCGAAAUCUGUAAACCGGCUAUCGCAUCAAUUUUGGCUAGUUUAUGGAAUGAUCAUGUCCUCGAUCAUGCCAACUUACAAGAUACAAAUGACCGUUACCUUGCCAAUAUUCAACGUGGGGGGUCAUAUUCUAUCGUUCCUAGAGUACCUGGAGGUGAAAUUCUUCCUAAAAAACUUGUCGUGCUCGGACAAGUUGCAGAUAAAUAUGGUUUAUACACUAAAAUCACGGGUGGCCAAAGAAUUGAUCUUUUUGGUGCAAAGAAACAAGAUUUACCCAUUAUAUGGGAUGAACUUGUUAAAGCCGGAUUUGAAUCUGGUCACGCUUAUGGAAAAGCCCUGAGAACCGUAAAAUCUUGGUAG
Messenger RNA from Funneliformis geosporum, 2091 nucleotides. The record is from the annotation of a GenBank genome assembly. Lineage: Eukaryota; Fungi; Glomeromycota; Glomeromycetes; Glomerales; Glomeraceae.